AUGUAUCUGGACACUUACUCCUCUAUAAUAAGCCAAACAAAGAAUGGAAUUCCUGCCCUGCCUGCUGUUUUUGUUAACCCAACCCAACUUAUCACCAGUCAGGUCCUUCAAAGAUUAGAAGACAGGCGGAAGAAUGCUUCUGAAGAGGAGGUCCUCAGUAUACUCCAGAAAAUAGAGGAAGUAAAAGAAAAUGUGCGGAAAGCUGAGGUCAGUAAGGUAAAAGCUGAUGCCCGUGUGGAGCUGCUACGCCAUGUUGGGGUAGAUGUGGACACCUGGUUGUCUGGCGCAAUGACACAAGCUAAUGAAGAACUAGAACAAGAGAGACGUCUGAGUGAGGCCCGGAUGUCUAAUGGAGAGAUGUCUCCCUCUAUGGAAGACUUUGAUUUCUCAGAGUUUGAUGAUAUGGAUGAUGAUGGUGAAAUAUUUGAAGAAUCCCCUCUUAACCUGAGUGGCAACCGUUCAUAUCCAACGCCAUGUCAUGUGCUGUAUAACUACACGGCUUCUCUGGCAGAUGAACUCACCAUCACUCAAGGCGAAAGACUGGAGGUCAUUGAGGAUGGAGAUGUGGAGGAGUGGGUAAAGGCUCGGAACAAAACUGGACAAGUAGGUUAUGUCCCAGAAAAGUAUAUUACUUACAUGAACCAGGGGGUUGUAGAAUCUUUGAGGGCUGGUCACAUCGAAGGACUUUCUGGAGCACAGUGCCUCUCUGGGAUUCUGGAGCUGGAACGUUCUGAUGCUACAGUGUCUCUUGCCAGAGCUCUUUAUGACUAUGAAGGUCAGAGUGAAGAAGAGCUGACAUUUCCUGAAGGAGCCAUUAUCCAGAUUAUCCGUAGGGAUGAAGGUGGAGUUGACGACGGCUUUUGGAAAGGGGAAUUCAAUGGCCGGGUUGGAGUCUUUCCCUCACUUGUUGUUGAAGAACUAACAGGAGAUGAUCCAGACUCUCAGCAGGAACUACCUUCUCCAGGUCCACCUCCCUUCUCACCUCCCGUGUUUUCACCACUAGCCUGCCAAAGACUCUCAACUACUGAUACAGACUCGAGGCAGAACGGUUCUGGAAGCGCUCACAGUUCUCCAGACUUUGCAGCAACGCGCUUGAGACCAAUGCGGGCUGCACCUCCACCCCCAACAAAAGGAACUGAGAGUCCGUCAUCAGAUCCGUGAUCUUCAGAGAAUGGUGGCUGCUGCAUGUUUUAUUAACCUCUGCUGGACAGUCGCGCUGCUCGCAUUCUGAAGAUGCUGAUGGAACUAUUCUCAGGCUCAGAACUGGAAAGAACCUUAUCUAGAUUACCAAAGAGACUGACAUUUCCUUUAGUAGACAGUAUUCCACAAGACGUGGUCCUUUGUGAUGUAUAAUGGAUUGCUGUAAUGAACUUUCUUUUUAAUAUGCAAUCUUUGCACUUUUAAGGGAUUGUAUUAUGUGCAUUAAUAUAAUACAUAUUAUUCUUUAAGGGCUUUGUGUGAAGACAGAACUCUAGCAAAAUAAAGCUGCUUCAUGGGACAGCAAUAAUCUUUGAUGCUGGUUUUCUACAUAUUGUGUU
This is a messenger RNA of Bufo gargarizans (Asiatic toad), 1538 nucleotides long. Its product is annotated as F-BAR and double SH3 domains protein 1-like. NCBI's taxonomy places the organism in Eukaryota, Metazoa, Chordata, Amphibia, Anura, Bufonidae. The record is from RefSeq and is a predicted model, not a curated record. Bases 1 to 1161 code for a protein of 386 amino acids. Gene Ontology annotation, cellular component: recycling endosome; neuromuscular junction. Gene Ontology annotation, molecular function: protein binding. The transcript is spliced from 10 exons. Gene Ontology annotation, biological process: neuromuscular synaptic transmission; regulation of actin filament polymerization.